CCCUCCCUCAACUAGAAAUGACAAUAUGGUAGAUUGCACCUUCCUUCUCAGAGGCUAGACCCAAUCUUUAAUAAGUUUUUUUUCAUAAUCAAACUUCAAAUGAAAUAUGUGAUUUGCAAAUUUGUGGGAUCCACGGAUAUGGAUGUAAAAAAGUUAAUAUUCGGCCCCAUGAAUUUGUAUUAUAAUUGUAUACCCUUAAAAAAUAAAUUUGUAACAAAAAUUUGGGACCCAAAUUCCACGAGCUAACGAUAGCUUAGUUUUUGAAUCUUCGAGCCAAAAUUUUCUUAUAAUAAUAAUUUUUAUCACGAAAAAGAAAGAAUAAGGAAUUGGAGGGGAUAAUAUUGCGGACAUGGAUGAAUAAAAGUAACAAAAAUUUGGGGCGUUGGAGUUUAAAUUUAGAAAGCUAAUGUAUUCAAGAAAAAUGUAGUAUAUUUUUGUGCAAAAAUGUUUGAUAAAAGAACAUUGGAAAAUUGGAAACUUUGCUCAAUUGGCUCCUAAACCGAAAAGGAAUAGCCAAAGUCCAACUAGAAAUUACUAAUCCUAAACGGAGAAGGAGAAAACAAUCCCAAUCCUAAUCCGUUAAGGAAAAGGAAAUGGAUUAUAUAUAUACAAAAAGCCAGCCACGGUCUCCAUCUCAGGCUCGGCCUUUGUUACAAUCAAAUACAAACAGUACAAAGAGAAACAAUGGGCGAAAGAUUCAGACGCCACUUAGCCACCAUCGUCGCCGUCUCCACCGCCGUCGUGGCCACCUGCGAGUUCUACAACAAAACCGUCCCCCAAGAAAUCCGCAGCUCCAUCGCCGACAGAGUCCACCGGUACAUAUCCCCCUCCGACGAGUUCACGUUCAUCGUGGAGGACAGGUGGCAGCGCUUCAAGAACGCAACGUUCGACGCCGUCGGCGUCUACCUCCCGACCAAAAUCGGCCCGUCGACGAGCAGCCUCAUGGUCGGCCACAACGACAGCAACAACAUCCUGGCGCCAGUGGAGCCCGCCAUCGCCGUGGGGUCGACGAUCGUGGACGAGUUCCAAGGGCGGCGCUUCGAGUGGACCCUCCACGAGGCGGCGGCCGAGAACUCUGGCGCCGGCGGGUACUUCAACAGCCGCAAGAACCGGUGGUACCAGCUUAAAUGCAGGAAGGAGGACGUCGAGUUCGUGACGGAGACGUACCUCCCGCACGUCUCCCGCGUCGCCGACGAGAUCGUGAAGGAGCGCGACGGCCUCAGCAUCUUCACGUACAGCAAGGGCGACGGCGGGUGGGACGCCACCGUUUUCAAGCACCCGUCGACCUUCGAUACUCUGGCUAUGGACCCUGCACUGAAGCAGGAUCUCAUCGAUGACCUGAAUCUCUUCGUACAGAGAAGGGACUAUUUCAGGAGCGUCGGCCGGGCUUGGAAGCGCGGGUACCUUCUCUAUGGCCCGCCGGGGACCGGGAAAUCGAGCCUGGUCGCCGCCAUUGCCAAUCACCUCAAGUACAAUGUCUACGAUCUCCAGCUGCAGAGCGUGAAAUCGGAUUCCGAUCUUCGAGACGUGCUCACCGCGACCACGAAUCGGUCGAUUCUGCUGCUCGAGGACGUGGAUUGCAGCAGCAAGAGCACCGAAAUUAGGCUUCCCAAGGAGGAAAUUGAUGAUCAGAAGAUGAAGAUUAAACAUAAGAAGGACGAAAAGAGCUCCACUGAUGGGGUGACGUUAUCGGGGCUGCUGAAUUUCAUUGACGGAUUGUGGUCGACCUGCGGGGACGAGAGGAUUAUAAUCUUGACGACGAACCACAAGGAGAAGCUUGAUCCAGCGCUGCUGCGGCCGGGGAGGAUGGAUGUUCACAUCCACAUGGGUUACUGCUCGUUUGAAGGAUUCAGAUUGCUAGCCGAUAACUAUCUUGGGGUUAAAGAGCAUCCCUCGUUCAAGUGCGUUGAGGAUUGGAUGCAGAGAGGGAUUCCCGUUACGCCGGCGGAAGUCGCUCAACAGCUGAUGAAAUCCGACGACCCUCAAGUUUCUCUCGACGGGCUCGUCGAGUUUCUCAAGAAUAAGAAGGAAGCCGAUCCGCCACCGCCGGCAAAAACAGAACAAGCGGAAGCAGGGAAGGUUGGCAAGAAAUGUGAGGCGGAGGCGGAGGCGGAGGCUGAGGAAGAAGAAGAUGUUACUAGUAGUCGGUCUAAAUUACUGAAGAAGAUCCUCUUCUUCUUCUUCUUCCUCAUCCUCUUCUUAUUGUUCCUCUCUUUGUUCUUCUGGGGACACCCUUGGUUUUCUUCGAAAGUUUCAAACGCCGGGAAUGUUAUUCUCUCACUGUUGCAGAGAAUCACCACUACUACUGUAGAAGCACUCAAUACUGAGAAUCGCUAUUGUCAUGUUGUUAUGAAGCUCACUUUCAAAUCUCAAUUAACAAUAACAAGAGUUUGAAACGAUACAUUAUUCAUUCGUU
Molecule: messenger RNA, 2416 nt
Organism: Linum trigynum
Lineage: Eukaryota; Viridiplantae; Streptophyta; Magnoliopsida; Malpighiales; Linaceae
Source: the annotation of a GenBank genome assembly